AUGUCCGUUUUACAAAAUCCUCUCCCGCCUUCUAUUUACAAACAUCCCCCCUAUAUACAACUCGCACUUCUGACAAAACCUAUUCUCCUCGUCUUUGCCAACCUUGCUAUCGUCUACUACCAUAGCCACGGCUCGGAUUCCAAGGAGUCUGCCGAGGCCGAGAUCGCCCUUUGGUUUUCAAAGGCCGAGCUCAACGAGUGGAGCAAGACCGACCUCGAAGCCUGGGUCUACGAAUGAUCCAAAUGCCACUGUUAAUGUUAGGGACUUCUUUUUUGCCACCUUCAUGUUUUUCCCACCUGCAUCAUGAAAACACCGCCCCUUUCGUCCUUUCACUAAUUCCAAAAGAAAGAAAAAGCACAUUCCUUGUGCCUACCACCCGUCAGAA
Messenger RNA from Chondrus crispus (carragheen), 385 nucleotides. RefSeq lists its product as hypothetical. The record is from RefSeq and is a predicted model, not a curated record. NCBI's taxonomy places the organism in Eukaryota, Rhodophyta, Florideophyceae, Gigartinales, Gigartinaceae. The transcript has 2 exons. The coding region runs from base 1 to 237 and encodes 78 amino acids.